Messenger RNA from Lactuca virosa, 1474 nucleotides. The record is from the annotation of a GenBank genome assembly. Lineage: Eukaryota; Viridiplantae; Streptophyta; Magnoliopsida; Asterales; Asteraceae.
UUCAUACACGAUUGAAAAAACGAAGACACAAGAACCGUGGCCAGUAAAAGAUCGAACUCGAUCAUGGCUUCCCCAUCAUCAUGGAGAUGGCCAAAGCAGAACUCAUCAGCAUCGUUAAUCGGAUCCUCAUCUUUCAAUGCAUCCUCAAUUUCCGUUUAUCCUUUCAUCUUCUCCCACAGACAGCGGUCUUCUUUCGCCUUUCGUCGCAAUCAUCAUCAUCCUCCUCCGCCGUCGUGUUGUAGUGCCGGACCUAAUAAUGCAAAAAGAAGACCGAGGAAAUCCGAUAAACAACUUCAGAUCGGAGAAAUUUCAGUCCACGACGAUGCUUCUGUUAGUAAAAGGGAGCAAUCACUCAAGACGAUAUCGAAUCUGAACUUCAAAUCGUUAUUUGGAAAGCGUGCGUUAUGGCGUAGGAUAUUUUUUGCAUCGAAGAAAGUCCGGAGCAUCAUUUUGCUUAACGUCAUUACUUUAGUUUACGCAAGUGACAUACCAGUGCUGAAAGAGGUUGAAGCAAUCAUGGACCCUGCAGCAUUCACUGUUGUGAGAUUUACAGUUUCUGCCAUUCCAUUUCUCCCAUUUGUUUGGAGAUCUUGGGGAGAUGUACAAAUUCGUAAUUCAGGAAUCGAAUUAGGGUUUUGGGUGAGUUUAGGUUACCUCAUGCAAGCUCUUGGACUUCUCACUUCUGAUGCUGGACGAGCAUCCUUCAUUUCUAUGUUCACUGUAAUUGUGGUUCCAUUGAUUGAUGGUAUGCUAGGAGCAGUGAUUCCUGCUCGCACCUGGUUUGGAGCUCUCAUGUCAAUUAUUGGAGUUGGAAUGUUGGAAUGUAGUGGAUCAUCUCCAUGUAUUGGUGAUUUAUUUAACUUUCUAAGUGCAUUAUUCUUUGGUAUACACAUGCUAAGAACCGAGCAUAUAUCAAGAAAAACAGACAAAGAAAACUUCUUGCCUGUUCUUGGAUACGAGGUGUGUGUGGUUGCAUUCUCAUCUAUUAUCUGGUUUUUAAUUGGAGGGGAAUAUGAUGGUAGUAGCUUAGAUUAUCAUCUUCCAUCAUCAUGGACAUUAACAAUGUUCUUGAAAUGGUUUAUGGAAUUCCCUUGGAUUCCUGCUUUAUACACUGGUGUGUUUUCAACUGGCCUAUGCUUGUGGGUAGAGAUGGCAGCAAUGCGUGACAUAUCAGCCACUGAAACUGCUGUUAUUUACGGAUUGGAACCGGUGUGGGGUGCUGGUUUUGCUUGGUUUCUCCUUGGUGAAAGAUGGGGUGUCUAUGGCUGGUUUGGUGCUGCUCUUGUUCUUUGUGGAAGUUUAGUGGUGCAGAUAGUUGGGGCAUCAUCUGGAAAAGGUGAGGGUUUGAGUAAGAAAGAGGAUAUAACGAGUCUUUCAAAAGGGCAAAAUGGUCUUUCUGCAUCUCCAGUUCCAGUCAGGUCUAGAAAAGACGUGUCUGAUUUAUUAAAGUAAAUUCUAUUUACAUAGUAUAGGG